This is a messenger RNA of Pungitius pungitius (ninespine stickleback), 5544 nucleotides long. RefSeq names its product extended synaptotagmin-like protein 2a (gene esyt2a). The record is from RefSeq and is a predicted model, not a curated record. The transcript has 25 exons. Gene Ontology annotation, molecular function: phosphatidylcholine binding; phosphatidylinositol binding; calcium ion binding. Gene Ontology annotation, cellular component: endoplasmic reticulum membrane; extrinsic component of cytoplasmic side of plasma membrane. The coding region runs from base 207 to 3029 and encodes 940 amino acids. Gene Ontology annotation, biological process: lipid transport. Lineage: Eukaryota; Metazoa; Chordata; Actinopteri; Perciformes; Gasterosteidae.
CUGCCGGCUGGGCGUGAGAGGCACUCUGCCGCCCUCACACACACACACGGACACACACAGACACACACACACACACGGCUGAAGGAGAGACGGGUUAUCCGAGUUCCAGCUGCCCGGCAUGCCGCCGACCCGCCCGCUGGACUGACACCAUUUCGUGGUUUUUCUUUCUUUGAAGGGCGAAUGUCGCAGGUGGCGUCAGGUGUGAAAUGAAAAGCACGAUGGAGGGUUCGGUGGGACCGGACGUGAAGGCGGACGGACCCGUCGCGGCGCCCAGCAGCCCCGUGAGGUCCUCCAUAGACACGCCGCUGGCGCCGCAGGGCGAGCCCCAGUCGUCCCUGACCGAGGUCACCCAGAUGUGGAUUAAGUUCGGCAAGACUUUCGCCCUCAUCCUCCCGAUCUACAUCCUGGGGUACUUUGAGUUCAGCUUCAGCUGGGUCCUGGUGGGCCUCGCCGCGCUGUGCUACUGGCGGAGGAACCACGGCGGCAAGGACUGGCGGAUAAACCGGGCCAUGGCGUUCCUGGAGCACGAGGACAAGACGGGGACGCAGAGCCUGGCCACGUCGGAGCUGCCGCCGUGGGUCCACUAUCCAGAUGUGGAGAGAGUGGAGUGGCUGAACAAGACGGUGAAGCAGAUGUGGCCGUUCAUCUGCCAGUUCGUGGACAAACUGUUCAGAGAAACCAUCGAGCCGGCCGUGAAGGGCGCCAACCCCCAGCUGGCCUCCUUCUGCUUCACCAAGAUCGACAUGGGAGACAAGCCGCUGAGGGUGAACGGGGUGAAGGUGUACACAGAGAACGUGGACAAGAGGCAGAUCAUCAUGGACCUGGAGAUUAGUUUUGUCGGCAACACGGAGAUCGACGUUCACAUCAAGAAGUUCUACUGCAGAGCUGGAAUCAAAAGUAUACAGCUCCAUGGGACGUUGCGAGUGGUGAUGGAGCCUCUGCUGGGGGACAUGCCGCUGAUCGGAGCCCUCUCCGUCUUUUUCAUCAAGAAACCGUUGCUGGACAUCAACUGGACGGGUCUCACCAACAUGCUGGACAUCCCUGGAGUCAAUGGUCUGUUUGACAAUGUCAUCCAGGACAUCAUCUCCAGCCAGAUGGUUCUCCCAAACCGCAUCACCAUCCCUCUGGUCCAGGAGAGCCAGCUGGCAGCGAUCCGCUUCCCCGUGCCCAAGGGCGUCCUGAGGAUCCACUUCAUGGAGGCCCAGGACCUUCUGGGCAAAGACAAUUUCCUGGGGGGGCUGAUCAAAGGCAAGUCGGACCCCUACGGCUUCGUGAAGAUCGGGACGCAGGUGUUCCAGAGCAAGGUCAUCCACGAGAGCGUGAACCCCAAGUGGAACGAGGUGUACGAGGCCUUGAUAUACGACGACGCGGCACACAAUCUGGAGAUUGAGCUGUUUGAUGAAGACACCGAUAGAGACGACUUCCUGGGAAGCCUGACGUUAGACUUGGCCGAGGUCCAGAAGGAACGGAAGGUGGACGAGUGGUUCGUGAUCGAGGACGUGUCCACCGGGAAGCUGCACCUCAGACUGGAGUGGUUAUCAGUGCUGUGCAACCCGGAGAAGCUGGACCAGGUUCUGACGAGCAUCAAAGCCGACCGCGGUCAGGCCAACGACGGCCUGUCGUCGGCGCUGCUCGUCGUCUUCCUGGAUUCAGCCAAAAACCUGCCGAGCGUCUUCGAGGGGAACUUGGGCUCCGGCUACUUAAAGGAGCGGCGGGGGGCGGGGCUUGUGUUCUGUGAGAACACCGCCUCCCUCUAUAGGUCCUUAUUUCGCAAUCCGUUAGAGUUCAACCAGGCGGGUCUGAGGAAGGCCUCGCUCAGUAAGGCCGUCAAGUCCGGUAAGAAGGUGACCAGCAGUCCCAGUCCCCUCGUCCAGUUCACAGUGGGACACAAGUCCUUCGAUAGCAAGAUCAGAUACAAGACCAACGAGCCGGUGUGGGAGGAGGCCUUCACCUUCCUCAUCCACAACCCCAAAACCCAGGAGCUGCAGGUGGAGGUGAAGGACGAGAAGCACGAUUGUUCCUUGGGGACGUUGAUGUUUCCUCUGAGCCGCCUGCUGGAGGCGGAGAACAUGACGCUGAACCAGCGCUUCACCCUGAGGAACUCCGGGCCCAACUGCACCCUCAAGAUGAAGAUGGCUCUGCGGGUGCUGUGUUUGGAUAAGAGCUCCUCCUCCGGCCCAAACCCCGCCCCCUCCUCAGCGCAGGUUGGUAAGAGCAGCUCGGCCAGCCGGACCCCGCGGCCCUCCGUGUCCCCCGAGUCCUUCGUGCCUCCGGCCGCCGCCUCCUCCUCCCCCCCCAGCUCGUCCGCCGUGUCGGCUCAGGACCUGCUGACCCGCCGCCGGGAGUCCGAGGAGCCCUUCAGGUCGCCGGGAGGUGCGGGCGUGUGGCAGGGAGGAGGAGGAGGAGGAAGAGGAGGAGGAGGAGGAGGAGGAGGCCGGGGCCUGGCCGACACCGGGAGGAGCACCUCCAACCUGGCCAUCUUCGGCUCCCAGCAGCACCUGGCCGGCGGCAAGGAGCCGACGCCGAGCAUCGCCUCGGACAUCUCCAACCCCUUCGCCGCCCAGGAGCUGCAGCAGAGGCUCCAGCAGCUGCACAAUGGCUCAGGCCCCAGUUACUACCCUCUGGGUGAGGUCCAGCUGACGGUCCGACACAGCUCCCAGAGGAACAAGCUCGUCGUGGUCGUCCACGGCUGCAGGAACUUGAUCACGUUCUCGGACCACGGCUCGGACCCGUACGUCCGCCUCUACCUGCUGCCUGACAAGCGGCGGUCGGGCCGGAGGAAAACUCCCACCAUCAAGAAGACCCUGAACCCGGUGUACGACCAGACGUUUGAGUUCAACGUUUCCCUGGUGGAGCUCCACAGGAAGACUCUGGACGUGGCGGUGAAGAACGGCGGGGGUCUGCUCUCCAAACACAAGGGCCUCCUGGGGAAGGUUCUGGUGGAUCUGACCCACGAGGACCCCACCAAGGGCUGGACUCAGUGGUACGAGCUGAGUGAAGACGGCCUGAUGAAGUCUCAGCAACAAUAGACGCUCUUCACACCAUCAUCAUCAUCAUCGUCAUCAUCAGAGAAGCAGCUUUGAUUGUCAUCCAAUCACAUCAGUCGCAAGGCAAACCUCCCCUUUAAGAAGUGAAAGGCUGAUAGACUAAAGGGAGUCUAGAGUAAUAUAUAUAUAUAUAAACACAUCACACGCUGUACCGCUGCUGAAGUCUAUAUUCCACAUUUUUAGGAGAAUCUAUAUCAACUGUAGAGGAAGACAAUCUAUUUUCUUUGUUAGGUAGAAAGCGACGAUGUACAAGUUUGUAAAUAUUAACGGUGAAUAAGAGGGAGGAGCAGACGCUUCAUUGGCCAAACGAAUGUUAUUUUAUGAUGUUUGAUUUGUUGAUUCUUUUUAAAUGGACUGAGUGUCUGAAGAGGACCACCAAAGAGACGAGAAGUAUUUCAUUUUUAUUUUGAACUCUUUGGUAACGCAGCUUCACUCUGGUUUUAUUCCACUGUAAUAACAUGUGUAAUAACCACUUUACAUACUUUAGAAAAAGAAUAGUGAUGUUUGUUUGGUUCUUAAUACAAUAACAACAAAGUCAUCGUUAAGUGUAACCGGUUUGAUUUUUAAGAUGUUUGCACAUCCGUGUGUUUUUUUUAAACAUUUUUUUAUUAUCCUGUUGGGGAUCAACUUAACUUUAUUUAAACAUUGCCUAAAUUCCUUGUUGAUAUAUAUUUUUCAAAAUAAUGAAUUGUAUGAAACUGUAUUUAAUAUUAUCAGACUUUUUUUUAAAUUCAUUUAUUUUGUAUCUAGAAUAAGAGAAACUUAUAAUGAUCUUUAGCGCCCUCCAGUGGUGUUUUUACAGAAGGACACGUAACAACAACAAUAUUAAUAAGCAUAAUGUUAAUUAACAACAUUUUCAACUUUUCCUUAAUCUCAACACUUCCUACCAAUUGUAUUUCACAUUAAGAGACUUCCCACUGUUUCUCCCCAGCAACAGGAAGGAGCAGUAUUAGUGAUAUAAAAGACAGAUUCAUUCAUCCCACGGUUCACCUCAAAAUUAAAUAUUGAAAAAAGAAGAAUAUUAAUAAUUAUAAAGAAAUUGAUUGUUUAAUAUUUCAACAAAAAUUGCACAUUUGGUCUAAAGGGCUUUUUGUUUGUUUGAUAUCACGAUUGUUUUGUCUAAGAAUCAACUAUACUGUCUUAACAUGUCAUGAAGUGUUGUUUAUUCUUCCAACUUGGGUUGAAAAUGACGGAUUCCUUUUUCUUUAAUGUAUAAUGUACAAACUUUGAUAUUCUCACUCAUAUAUCAGUAACAGCAUAUACCUAUUAAUAUAAGACAGAAUUUAUAUAUAUAUAUAGAAAUGCUUCAGCCAAAGAGCAGCCGCCUUGUGUUAACUGGCAGAGGAGGCCGGGUGUGACCUUUGACCCCCUAAAAAGACUGUUUUGCCUUGUGUUUUACACACAAAGUAUUUCGCACACACGCCUGUAAGCUGUUUUUAACGCCUGUCCUGUGUUUUAUUUUGUAGGAAUCCAUUGGUUGGAUUCAGUAGAUUCGAGGGCUUGUGUCCUCGUGGAGGGCGUUCUUUUCAUUCUUUUUUAUUUUUAAUUUAUCUCGUGCCUUAAGAUUCACGCGACGCGGAGAUGUUCACGUGUGCAAAGAACCCGCACCGAAGGUUACUGGUGUCCCCGACGUCUCAGAAUGUCCCCGACGUCUCAGAAUGUCUCCCAAAUGUCUUUUAAACAAAAUAAAUUGUGUAUGAGCAGUGUUGGGCAAGUUACUGAAUAUUAGUAAUUAGUUACUUUUAUGUCUGCUUUUUAAAUGUAAAUAUGAACAGUGCUAUUCAUACAACAGACCUAUUUAUUGAAACCAUCAGGGAGGAUGCAUGUCAUCGACAACAUACCUCGCAACAAAUUCAUUGAUGUCUGCUUGGAUUAUCGGCUGCACUGCGGACCGUGUAGAGUCAAGCUCUCGUUGUGCGGACCGUGUAGAGUCAAGCUCUGUUUGUGGGCAAUGCGGACCGUGUAGAGUCAAGCUCUGUUUGUUUGCAAUGCGGACCGUGUGGAGUCAAGCUCUGGUUGUGGGCAAUGCGGACCGUGUAGAGUCAAGCUCUGUUUGUUUGCAAUGCGGACCGUGUGGAGUCAAGCUCUGGUUGUGGGCAAUGCGGACCGUGUAGAGUCAAGCUCUGUUUGUGGGCAAUGCGGACUGUGUAGAGUCAAGUUCUGUUUGUUUGCAAUGCGGACCGUGUGGAGUCAAGCUCUGGUUGUGGGCAAUGCGGACCGUGUAGAGUCAAGCUCUGUUUGUUUGCAAUGCGGACCGUGUGGAGUCAAGCUCUGGUUGUGGGCAAUGCGGACCGUGUAGAGUCAAGCUCUGGUUGUUAGCAUGCAUUUGCGUCUUCAUCAUCUGUACGACCGUCUGUCUCUACCAGCUGAGUCGAAGCUGUUGUUCCAACAGGUGCUUCAUGAGAUUUCAAUUGCUACACUUAGAUGUGCUCAUUGAUUGAUUCGAUUGGUGGAUCCGUCUCGGUGAACGCCCCCUCUCUCGUUGGGGGGGGGCGGG